Messenger RNA from Adelges cooleyi (spruce gall adelgid), 2241 nucleotides. Its product is annotated as peroxidase-like. Gene Ontology annotation, biological process: response to oxidative stress. The transcript has 13 exons. The record is from RefSeq and is a predicted model, not a curated record. Gene Ontology annotation, molecular function: heme binding; peroxidase activity. Bases 86 to 2080 code for a protein of 664 amino acids. NCBI's taxonomy places the organism in Eukaryota, Metazoa, Arthropoda, Insecta, Hemiptera, Adelgidae.
UGUUCAAACGCCUAAACCAGUCUGGCAUUUAGUGAUCGCACUAACCACAGUGUAGUGUUCAAUUCCCGAGGAGAUAACAACAGCCAUGGUGAGGUUUUUCAGACAAGUUGAUAAAGCCGAAGAAAACGAGUCCAAACCACUCUUAAAAGGCAAACAAUCAACAUGUUAUGGGAAGGCAAAAAGUACUUUUUUAAUACUUUUUGUACUCGCUCAUGUCGUUCUUCUAGGAUAUUUAGUAAAUCAUUGGCUAAAAUCGUCAACGACAAAUAAUAAUGUCAGUGAAACUUUAGUGCCGGUAUCCAGAUUGAACAGUCAAGCCACUACCAAUGGCGAUUACUUUAAACAAUGUGCUCCAAAAGUAACUUGUGAUCCAAAUGCAAAGUACAGAACUUUCAAUGGGUCGUGUAACAACUUGGCCCGUCCCAAUUGGGGAGCAGCAUUGACACCGUUUUAUAGACUUGGCAACGCUGUAUUCAGUGACGGAAAAUACGAGUUUAGACUGCAAGCCGAUGGAAAACCAUUGCCCAGUGCUAGGUCGGUUGGCGUCAAGUUGUUCUAUGCAAGAGAAGUGCCGUAUUUCGACGGAGAGAACAACCAAUUAUUAGUACCCUGGGGACAAUUCAUAACCCACGAUAUGUCAUUCUAUCCUGAUGACAUCCGAGGAAAAUCCACACCCAUUCAUUUAGACCAGUGUUUCAAUGAGGAUAAAUCCAAAAUUCCACCAGAAUGUGCUUAUAUUGUAAAAAUAUCCAAGGACGAUCCUACGUACGGUAAAUACAACGUAUCGCUUUUCAAAUUUGUGCGGUCGUUGACUUCUGCAAAUUUUAGCUGUCCAUUAGUGCCUACAACUAUUUUAAACAAGAACACACAUUAUAUAGAUGCAUCGCACAUCUAUGGAUCGGACCAAUUGAAAGUCAACGAACUAAGAGAAUUUCAAAACGGCAAGCUUAGAUCUAGAAUUAUAGAUGGUGAGGAAUAUUGUCCACAAGAUGAGAAUUCACCGUUCGCAAAGGGUCCAAUUGCGGUAUCUAAUGUGCAAUUCCUUGCCGGCGACGUUAAUGCCAAUCAAAACGUAGCAAUUUCUUUGUUUCAAAAUUUAUUUUUGAGAUUUCAUAACUACGUAGCCAACGAAUUGCAAACCGUAAAUCCACUGUGGUCAGACGAGACAAUAUAUCAAGAAACGCGCAGAAUUUUAGGAGCAAUCAUACAAAUUAUAACAUACAGAGACUAUUUGCCCAUCCUCUUGGGUGAUUUCUAUAUGGAAUAUUUUGGAUUAAACAAUAAAACGGUGUACGAUCCAACCUUAAACCCAGCUAUGUCGCAAGAAAUGACAAGUGGUGCGUUUCGAGCAGUCCACAACAUUAUACCUGCUAAAUUCAAUUUUAUAUCGAAGAAUUACUCGAUUAUAAGGGAAAUAGAACCUUCUACAAUCAUGCAAGCACCCGACAUACUUCUAGGAAAUUUCGAUUAUAUUUUAAGAGGUUUUAUGGAAUCUCCAGGUCGAGCACCGCAACCAUCGUACAAUAAUUUAAUAACAAAUAUCGUGUUUCAAAUUCCAAAUAAAAAUAAAAACUCUGGUUUUGAUUUGAUGUCGUACGACAUUCAAAGAGGACGCGACAACGGUUUACCCCCUUACAAUAAAAUGAGAAAGCUAUGCGGACUGGAAGUAGCAAACACAUUUGAAGAUUUGUCUGACUUAAUCUCGAAAAAGGAUAUCGAUACCCUUAAAGAACUCUACACUAGCGUUGAUGAUAUUGAUUAUCUUAUUGGAGCUCUUUUGGAAAAACCUCAAAAUAAAUCCAUGGUUGGCCCAUCGGUUGCUUGCGUUAUAGCUGAUAACUUUUAUAGGUUAAAGUUCGGCGAUCGAUUCUUCUAUGACGUCGAAGGACAUCCCGGUAGCUUCACCAAAGAACAAAUCAAAGCAUUAGAGCAGAUUACUUUCAGCCAUAUCAUAUGUAAAACGUCACUUUUGGAUCAUCUUCAGAAAGAGACAUUUAGAUUCGUCGACUCCAAGUGGUUGUCUAGUAUCAAGUAUAGCUGUGACCUGUAUCAGUUUGAUUUUUCUCCAUGGAAAGAAUAACUAAUUAGUCAUUUUUACUUUCUUAUUUUAUAUAUUUUUAAUUAUAUGUUGUUAGCAAACUGAAUUUGUUAAGUAAUGUUUAAAAAAUUGUUCAUCGUUGUGUAUAAUUCAUGUUAAACCAAACAAAUACCUACGAGCAAAAUAAAUUAUUAAUUUCAUAA